Messenger RNA from Podospora anserina S mat+, 1653 nucleotides. RefSeq lists its product as uncharacterized. The record is from RefSeq and is a predicted model, not a curated record. Bases 1 to 1653 code for a protein of 550 amino acids. The transcript has 2 exons. Lineage: Eukaryota; Fungi; Ascomycota; Sordariomycetes; Sordariales; Podosporaceae.
AUGUCCCCGUAUCGUGCGUGCUACGACAAUUCCUUUCGUCCGCCGUCGCCCUCCUCAGGGUCGACCGAUGAUGAGGACUAUGAAGCCUAUCUGCAGGCUUCUCCUUACAACAACAGAUCGUAUGUUUCGAACAAAAAAUCAGUGUCUGGAGGGAAAACAACGAGUACGACGUACAGAAGCCCUCCGCUGGAUACCUAUGAGUUUGAAAGACAGCCCUAUCCUACACCAAGGACCCAGGCCCGAGAAAGUCCCUCGACGUCCGACUCGGAUGAAUCAAACCCCUCGGAUCCAGAGUAUGAUUCCAGACGGGGGGGUUACUCUCGAGACUGGGACUCGGACCCGCCCGACAACCGCUUUGAGGAAGCCAAGCGCCUUGUCUUCUCCGUGCUUCUCUGGGUACUAGACACUGCCCUCAGUGUACUGCAGUAUUUAUUGGAGCUUCCAUUACGGGUACUCCGCGCGAUCCGUCCUUGGGCCCUGUACACCUUCCUAUUUGCCUUAUCAGGUGUAUUGAUCUAUGCGACUUUGAGGCCCACGAUUCCUUAUAUCUAUCGAGAGAUCAGAGAGGAUCUUUUGACCUCGGUCCCCUACGGCAGGACACGAGAUAAGCACUGGGCUUCCCACGAACCCGGCGUUUUCGACAACGUGGUGGCUUUUCUAUGGGGAGGCAGGGCUGAAUCGGAGAAGGACAGAGGGCCGGAAUACCUGAAGAGGGUGGAAAGCCUGCAAGGGGGCUUUGUAGCCACGGCCCAGAUCUGCAAGCAAAUAUUGGUGGAAAGUGCAGAGAUGUACAAGUCUCACGAUUCUUUCAAAGAACUGUGGCGUUUGGUGUACGACUCGGAUUGGGAGAGAGGCACGAUGGCUGGCGAGGAGUUGUGGGCAGUCUGGAAAAGGAUGGCUUUGGAGACAAAGGCGUUGAUUGGUGACUUCCAGAAACGAAUACGGCUUUUUCACACAAAGAUAAAAGAAGAGGACUUGAAACUCGUGGACUUGGCCCACCAGUCGAAGCAGCUGAAAGCUCUGAGGCCUUCUGAGGAGGAGCUGGCGGCCGGGAAGAAAUCUACAUCGCCAAAGAUCCUCCGCUCCAGACCUCGAGGCACAGUUUUACCGACCGCGAAAGUCGAUAGUGAGGAGACAAAGAAGGAGACGGUGGAGCUCGACGAGCUAGGAAGACGCCGGUUGCGGGAUUUGGUAGUAACGAAUCUGGACAGGACGCGGUCAUGGAUUUCGGCCGCGAGGGUCGAUCUUAAUAUUUUGAUGAGAGAAUUGGAAGUCCUUCUAAGAGGGCUGGAAAAGGCCACCUCCAUCGUCUUCCACAUAUACCCGGAGAGGUAUUAUCACGACAGGGUGGAGUUGGCUAUAUGGAACAGGCUUCUCACGAAGGCGCGCGAAUCUGGCUUGAGUGACAAAUCCGCAGAAGACCUCAAAAAACUGCCCAAACACAUAUUGAGCGCACAGAAAUGUAUAUGGUCAAUGGUUACCACGCUGGGGAAGUCUUCGGAGGAGAUUGAGCUGCUGACGAACGCUCUUACUUCGACGACUCGUAGAUUGGCACCUAGGUGGACUGUUGAUGAAGUUGUGGGCGUGUACGCGAACAUCUCCCAAGAUCUGGAAGAAAGUGCAGAUUUGUUGGGGCUUUCAACCUUGCCAUAG